AUGGCAACAAUAUGCAGAUCGUUACGGCCUCUCGCCAACGCCACGAGACCCCUACCCGCCUUCAGUCCUGCUGCUAGAGUGGUUUCGAGACGGACUCCUCUACGGCAGCAAGCUCCCUUUUCUACCUCGAGACGACGCAACAACGAUGAAGAUCUAACUUCUCUCUCCCCAACACCCAUUACACACUUCUCCGAGACUGAGACCAUGCUGGCAGAGUCGGUCUCCAAAUGGGCUAACGAAGAAGUCGCCCCUAAAGUCCGCGAAAUGGACGAAGCAGAAAAGAUGGACCCUGAGAUUGUGGAGCGCAUGUUUGAGCAAGGUCUAAUGGCAUUUGAGAUUCCUGAGGAGUAUGGAGGUGCGGGAAUGAAUUUCACUUCUGCAAUUGUUGGGAUCGAGGAGCUUGCCAGAGUCGACCCUUCUGUUUCCGUCAUGUGCGAUGUCCACAACACCCUGGUUGUCACCGCCAUCUUGAAAUAUGGCAGUGAGGCGUUCAAGAAGGAGUGGCUACCCAAGCUCGCCACCAAUACUGUGGGAUCUUUCUGCCUAUCCGAACCUGUGUCUGGAUCAGACGCAUUUGCAUUGAAGACCAAAGCGGAGAAGACAGAAACUGGCUACAAGAUCAACGGCUCCAAAAUGUGGAUCACCAAUUCCAUGGAAGCUGGCUUUUUCCUGGUCUUCGCCAAUCUCAAGCCUGAAGCCGGCUACAAGGGAAUCACCGCGUUCGUUGUAACCAAGGAUACCAAAGGUUUCAGCAUCGCCAAAAAGGAGAAGAAGCUGGGUAUCAAAGCCUCCAGCACGUGUGUGAUCAACUUUGACGAUGUCGAAAUUCCCAAAGAGAACCUUCUUGGCAAAGAAGGUGAAGGCUACAAAUAUGCCAUUGGGCUUCUUAACGAAGGCCGCAUCGGUAUUGGAGCCCAAAUGACUGGACUGGCUCUUGGUGCGUGGGAGAACGCCGCCAAGUAUGUGUGGAAUGACCGAAAGCAAUUCGGAAAGCUCGUUGGAGAGUUUCAGGGAAUGCAACAUCAACUCGCACAGUCAUAUACCGAGAUCUGUGCGGCGCGAGCACUGGUUUACAAUGCGGCACGAAAGAAGGAGGCCGGCGAGGACUUUGUGACGGACGCUGCCAUGGCCAAGCUAUACGCAUCACAGGUUGCCGGAAGGGUUAGCGGACUGGCUGUGGAGUGGAUGGGUGGUAUGGGAUUCGUCCGUGAGGGCAUCGCUGAGAAGAUGUUCCGUGACAGCAAGAUCGGUGCCAUUUAUGAGGGCACCAGCAACAUCCAGCUGACCACGAUAGCGAAAGCACUGCAAAAAAGGUAUACUUCAUGA
Molecule: messenger RNA, 1326 nt
Organism: Exophiala aquamarina CBS 119918
Lineage: Eukaryota; Fungi; Ascomycota; Eurotiomycetes; Chaetothyriales; Herpotrichiellaceae
Product: acyl-CoA dehydrogenase
Exons: 3
Coding region: 1-1326 (441 amino acids)
Cellular component (GO): mitochondrion
Molecular function (GO): acyl-CoA dehydrogenase activity; flavin adenine dinucleotide binding
Source: RefSeq, a predicted model, not a curated record